AAAAGUUGAUUUGUCGAACAUCGUCAGUAGCGUUACUCGAGAUGAAACAUCAUCAAACGUAUUUCCUUGGAAAAACGGAUUUCCACUGGCAGCCCACUCACUGCAAUUAAACGCAAAACAAACAGAGGAUGAACAAAAUCCAAAUUUGAAAUUUUAUUUAUGAAAUUAUUUUUUUCUUUCUAGAUUUCUCUCAAAUGUUUGGGUAACGAUUGACGAUGACGUUGACAUCAUCAAGUAGUAGAAAGCUCUCUUUCGAGAUUUUAAGCAAAAGUAGCUCUUUAGAAGAAGGAUACCGAUCAAAUUCAGAUCCAAUCCAAUCCCAAAACGGCGUCACUCAACCGUCCCGCAAUAAUCGAAAGAAGAAGAAACACAAGAAGAAAAAGGAGGCUACGACUGAGUUCCCGAUCAUCCCGGAAGAUCCGGUCGAGAAACAGCGCCAGAGCAGCGUCUUGGUGGAGUCGAAUUCCGAGAAUUAUGGGAUCAUAGAUAACGGAAAUGUUAACAGGAUCAGUUACGUUGGUGGCGGAAGCGUCGUGUUGCUGGAGGAGAGCGUGUGCCAGAAUGUGUGUGGUUUUGGGGAAUUGAGGCAGAGGAGUGUCAAUGGAGUUGACGGAAGCGGGGGAGAUGAGAUGGAGACUGUGGCAGCGAGGGCGGACGAGAGUGGCGUGGAGUUGAGUAGUUCGAAGGAGCCGUUUCCGCCGGUACCGCCUCAGCCGGUGGCGAAUGGGAAUUUGGUGAAUAAGCUGGAGACGGCUGAGUCGUUGUAUUGGAAGCGGCUCAUGGCAGAGGAUCCUAAUUAUCUUUAUACAGUGGAGAAAUCACCAAUGAAAUACUUUUUGGAGGAAAUGUAUAAUGGAAAUUCAUUGCGGAGCACCACAACACUUGGUAGUGAGAAAGAACGAGAGAGAGUUUAUGACACCAUCUUCCGCUUGCCAUGGAGAUGUGAAGUGCUUAUAGCUGUUGGCUUCUUCGUCUGCUUCGAUUCAUUUCUGUCCUUGUUAACUAUCAUGCCUACAAGGGUUCUGAUUACGCUUUGGAGGCUCCUGACUACAAGGCAGUUCAAGAGGCCUUCUGCAGCAGAGCUGUGUGAUUUUGGCUGCUUCGCUGUUCUGGCUUGUGGAGUUAUUCUCCUGGAGCGAACAGAUAUCAGCCUUAUAUAUCACAUGAUUCGCGGUCAAGGAACGAUCAAACUCUAUGUGGUUUACAAUGUGUUGGAGAUAUUUGAUAAAUUAUGCCAAAGUUUUGGUGGAGAUGUAUUAGAAACCCUAUUUAAUUCUGCAGAAGGACUAGGAAAUUGCUCUCAGGAGAACAUGAGAUUCUGGAUUCGCAGAUUUGUUUCUGACCAAGUAUUGGCUAUGGCUUUUUCAAUUCUUCAUUCUUUUAUUUUAUUAGCUCAGGCAAUUACUUUAUCAACUUGCAUUGUCGCUCAUAAUAAUGCACUAUUUGCUUUGUUGGUAUCCAAUAACUUUGCUGAGAUAAAAAGCAAUGUCUUUAAACGCUUUAGCAAGGAUAACAUCCACAGUCUGGUAUACUCAGAUUCGGUAGAGAGAUUCCACAUUUCAGCGUUUCUCUUAUUCGUUUUAGCUCAAAAUAUUUUGGAAGCUGAGGGUCCUUGGUUCGAAAGUUUUCUUUUUAACGCACUUGUGGUUUUCGUUUGUGAAAUGUUAAUUGAUAUCAUAAAACAUUCAUUCCUAGCCAAAUUCAAUGGUAUAAAGCCCCUUGCAUACUCUGAAUUUCUUGAAGAUUUGUGCAAGCAGACUUUGAAUAUACAAACUGAAGAUAGCAAGAAAAAUCUCACUUUUGUUCCUCUUGCACCAGCUUGUGUGGUCAUACGAGUGCUGACUCCAGUAUAUGCUGCUCACCUCCCAUACCGCCCCCUGCCAUGGAGAUUCUUUUGGAUCCUUCUCUUGAUGAGCAUGACUUAUGUCAUGCUCACAAGCCUAAAAGUGAUGAUUGGAAUGGGCCUACAAAAACAUGCAACUUGGUAUGUCAACAGGUGUCGUAAAAGAAAACACCAUCUUCACUUCGAUUGAUUUGAAAGAGUAAAGGUGGAUAUCAUUAGAAAGUUCAGUUGCAUGCGUUUGGUGGUUCUUGGUAUCCAUUUCACCUGGUGGGAAAAGUAUCAAUCAAACGAGAAAUAUAAAAAACCGCUCAAGAUUUCUUUGUGAGACAGGUAGCAGGAUCCAACAUAUGAUAUGGUGAUUGUCUCCCGAAGAGUACUACUUUUACAUGUAAAUGGGUCUUCCCUCCUUCC
Molecule: messenger RNA, 2254 nt
Organism: Durio zibethinus
Lineage: Eukaryota; Viridiplantae; Streptophyta; Magnoliopsida; Malvales; Malvaceae
Product: protein POLLEN DEFECTIVE IN GUIDANCE 1-like
Cellular component (GO): endoplasmic reticulum membrane
Source: RefSeq, a predicted model, not a curated record